UUUCGAGAAGCACCAUCACCAGAUCGCGUAGCUAGUGCCCGCUUCAUCAACGGUAUGCCUCAUCAACGGUAGCUACCCACGGUAAACACAGCCCAAUGAGACCUGUGAGGCUUCCCGUAGCUUUGGCUUUCCGCCGUCGCUAUGUGCCGGCGGUACGGCCAUCGUGGGUCUGCCCAUCGUGCAGCCAUGGCCAGACAUGGCGACAACGGUUCAUGAGCUCCGACAGCAAGAGCGACAAGCCAUACUACGUGACGACGCCGAUUUUCUACGUCAAUGCAUCACCGCACGUCGGUCACAUGUACUCGAUGCUCCUUGCCGACGUCUUGAAACGCUGGCAAGUCCUCAAAGGCCGGCCUGCGGUUCUCUGCACCGGUACCGAUGAGCACGGCUCCAAGGUGCAGCAGGCGGCGGCGCGAGGCGGCGUGGCACCCAAGGAGUUCUGCGAUACGACGGCCGAGAAGUUCCGGGACCUGGCGCGGGCGAUUGGCAUGGACAAUGACUACUUCAUCCGUACGACGGACCCGGACCACAAGGAUGCAGUGCAGUACUUCUGGCACCUUUUGAAGAAGAGGGGCUACAUUUACGAGUCCAAACAUGAGGGAUGGUACUGCGUCAGCGACGAGUGCUUCUAUGCAGCCCAAGAGAUCGAGCGAAAGGUGAUGCCGCAGACGGGGAGCACAGUGAUGGCUUCGAUCGAGUCCGGGAACGAGGUCGAGUGGGUCGAGGAGAAGAACUACCACUUCCGCAUGACGGCGUUGAAGGAGAGGCUGUUGGAAUUCUACGCGGCAAACCCGGACUGGAUCGUGCCGAGGACGCGUAUGAAUGAGGUGAUCGCCUGGGUGUCGAACAACCUCGAAGACCUCUCCAUCUCGCGGCCGGUACAGAGGCUGGACUGGGGCGUGCGCGUGCCUGACGACCCGACGCAGACCAUCUAUGUAUGGAUCGAUGCGCUCAUCAACUACCUCACCAAGGCAGGCUUCCCCGGGUGGCAACCGGGCCGCGAACACGAGGGCGGAUGGCCCGCGGACGUGCACGUCAUCGGCAAAGACAUUGUACGGUUCCACGGCGUGUACUGGCCGGCGCUUCUCAUGGCGCUGGACCUGCCGCUGCCGAAACAGCUACUGACUCACGCGCACUGGACGUUGGGAAAGAGGAAGAUGUCCAAGUCACUGGGCAAUGUGGUGAACCCGUUCUUCGCGAUUGACCGCUGGGGAUUGGACACAAUGAGGUACUUCAUGAUGCGCGACGGCGGCAUCGAGAAGGAUGCCGACUACGAGAACUCGGUCGUCAUGGCGAGGUAUCACAAGGACCUGCAGUCAACACUGGGCAACCUAGUGAGCCGGGUCGCUAGGAGCAAGGUGUGGAAGAUCAGGGACUCGGUGGCAUGGGCGGGUGAGAAUAGCGCAUCCUUGGGGCAGAGUUUCACAGCGAGCGAGUCGCUGAAGGCGAUAGUCAACGAGAUGGCGGCCACCAUGUCGAAGCACAUGGACGAACUGGACCCCAACGCCGCAAUACGCAGCGUUUUCAGCGUUCUCGCUGAGGCGAACAAGUACAUCUCCGACACGGCCCCAUGGGAGCUGACCAAAUCAACGAAGACCGAAGACCAGGCCGCACUGCAUGAGAUCAUCUACUUCACCUCGGAGACCGUUCGCUGCGCGGGCAUCCUCCUCCAGCCCAUCAUGCCGGCCAAGAUGGGCACCUUGCUGGACAUCCUUGGUGUUCCGGUCGAUAGGCGCGGGUUUGAGCACGCGGCUUUGGGCGCAGACCUGACGUACGGCACGCCGGUGACUGAUCCGGGACGGCCCGGGGAGUGGGGGAGCCUCUUCCCGCCGCAGCCUGCAGAGAGUUGAGCUCGGGGCGUGUGGUUGUUCGUCGUGAUGUUAUAUGGACGGCACACAUGUGUAUAUCUAUAAUCUCCCAGGACUGGCGUCGAUUGUAUGAGUACGUGUAUCAUUGUGUAAAUCAAAGAGACAAAAAUAUGAGAGAGCCCAAUGCCAAUGAGAGGGAAGAGAGAGAGGGAAUAAGCACUCUCGAG
Colletotrichum destructivum is the source of this 2035-nucleotide messenger RNA. RefSeq names its product Putative aminoacyl-tRNA synthetase, class Ia, anticodon-binding, methionyl-tRNA synthetase. Gene Ontology annotation, biological process: methionyl-tRNA aminoacylation. Gene Ontology annotation, molecular function: methionine-tRNA ligase activity; ATP binding. The transcript is spliced from 3 exons. Lineage: Eukaryota; Fungi; Ascomycota; Sordariomycetes; Glomerellales; Glomerellaceae. The coding region runs from base 96 to 1850 and encodes 584 amino acids. The record is from RefSeq and is a predicted model, not a curated record.